UGUAAUAUUUUUAAGUAGCGUUUGACUUACAAAAUAUUAAGAGAAUAUUGACGAAGCACACACUUGUGUAUCUCUGAAACUGUUAAUGUUGCGAACUCUUGAGUAGAGGAGGAUAUUUAAGAGUUGGACUUAAGACACUUCACUUACUGUUAAGAAAGUGUAAAUGACACACAUUAUGUCAUCCUUUUUAUGACCGCCUUUGAUUAAGGAGAGGGCUCUUGAUCCAAGGAACUGGAUCUCUCGCUCUUUUCCUUCGAUCGACACUGGUGACCUCUCAUCUCCACGUGUCAUAGUUUUUUAAUGUUUCAUUAUGUUUCACAGAUUUUUUAUCAUAUUUCCUUAGGUUCUUUAUUAGUAAUAAAACUAAUGACUCACUGUUUUUGUUUAUAUGUUUGUCUGUGUUUACGAGGUUUGCGUGAGAGUUCUUGCGGGUGAAGUCAGUAACAAAGAUUUUUUUUUAUUGUAAUCAGGAGCAGAGGCAUCAAAAUGCGAGUCAGCGCAGUGCCUUUUAGCUUAAGUUCCUAAUCAUCACCUAACAAGCUCAUACAUCACUCAAGGUCAAACAUCACCCAACGAAGUUAUUUGUCACCCCAUGAGGCCAAGCAUCACCAAACGAGGUCAGUGACUAUUUAACAAGGUCAAAAAGGUCAUAUCAACAUCUCUGUGUACCAUUGGCCUAUUGUUCCAACACUAAAUUGAAGUGUUAUUACUUGCCCUCUAUAUAGUAGCCAUCACCACUCCCCCGUAUUAAACACUUGACAAAGUUACUCUGACGCCCAAGCAAGCUUCGCUCAAGAGUAUUUAGACAAAAUUAAUAACGCAAUGAACAUUUUAAGGGCCAAUCCAAAAACCAAAGUUUUACCUUGACAGCAGAUGCUGUUAUUUUGGGUGGUGAGAGGGACUUGUAAUGUGUGUGUAUAUAAGUGACCGAGUCAGCCACACCAGACACACACACACGGUGAUGACAGCCAUACGACCCUCGCUACUCCUGAUGGGGGUGAUCGUUGCCCUUGCCGACCCACGCCACCAAGCUCCCUACCACCCUCCAACAUCCUCCAUCAACAAUCACGAUCCUGGUGUCCCGGUCUGCGCCUCCAUCACCAACAAGACCUGGUGCCUGGAGGACUCCGAGUACCCAACCUACGAUAUCAAGCAUGCCCUGGAGAACCACUACCAGAAGGUGCUCGAUUUAUAUACCGAUGUGGCUGAUCUCAACACCCAGCUCUCCGUGGAGGGUCCGAAGAUUCUGCCAGAGGAGACUUAUCUCUGUUCAUCAGAGACUUCCUACGUCAAGCCUCUGAGGGCUCAGAACUCCCUCGGGAAAUGGCGCUUCAUCGUGAAUGACAUUGAGAUUCACUAUGAGAGACUUACACAAACCACCCAUAUCGAAGAGUGUCUCACGUCUGGCAGUGUUUGUCCUCUGGUGCCCGUGUGCUACGAGUCUAAAUGUCUGCAGAAGUCCAUCUAUCAUCGCUUCCUCGUCUACGACCCCUAUGAUAAGUACUUUCCCUUCGCUGUUGAUAACUUCAAGCUGCCCUCCAGCUGCGCCUGUCUCCUGGACGCCUACACCAUUAACCAUUUAGACCAGUACUCUUCUAUGUAUCUGAAAUGAAAACCUUCUUUUCGAAUUUACCUGUGGUUCCUGGUGUUUCGCUGUGGUCCCCGAUGGUUUCUUGUGGUCUUCGGUUUCUGCGGUCCCUGCAGCAGCACCACGACUGAGGCAACCUAUGCCGUAAAGCAACAGCACGUUACGUAAAGAUAAGUUGCAGAGUGAUCCCCGGUGGUUCCUUAUGUUCCCCGGUUUCUGUCUACCUGGCCUGGAAUCUACCUGGAAGGUAUUCUGGGGAUCAACGCCCCUGCGGCCCGGCCCACGACCAGGUCUCCUGGAGGAUCAGGGCCUGAUCAACCAGCCUGUUACUGCUGGCCGCACGUAGUCCAACGUACGAAUCACAGCCCGGGUGAUCCGGCACUGACUUUAAGUAUCUGUCCAGCUCCCUCUUGAAAGCACCCAGGGGCCUAUUGGUAAUUCCCCUUAUGCCUGGUGGGAGGCUGUUGAACAGUCUUGGACCCCGGACACUUAUUGUGUUUUCUCUUAGUGUACUAAUGGUACCUCUACUAUUCAUUGGGAGUAUUUUGCACUGCCUGCCCAGUCUUUUACUUU
Molecule: messenger RNA, 2161 nt
Organism: Cherax quadricarinatus
Lineage: Eukaryota; Metazoa; Arthropoda; Malacostraca; Decapoda; Parastacidae
Product: neurotrophin 1-like
Biological process (GO): central nervous system formation; innate immune response
Cellular component (GO): extracellular region
Molecular function (GO): growth factor activity; Toll binding
Source: RefSeq, a predicted model, not a curated record